Molecule: messenger RNA, 654 nt
Organism: Nematolebias whitei (Rio pearlfish)
Lineage: Eukaryota; Metazoa; Chordata; Actinopteri; Cyprinodontiformes; Rivulidae
Gene: sms
Product: spermine synthase
Biological process (GO): spermine biosynthetic process
Molecular function (GO): spermine synthase activity
Source: RefSeq, a predicted model, not a curated record
UGUGCAGUGCGGAGCGGCAGCAGUGGCGCAAAAUGUGGGUAGCAGCCAGGCCCUCCCUCUGUCUCUGCAGAUAAAUAUCCGCAGCCUGCUCCCCCAGGCAUGGAUGUCGGUCGCAGUGAGACAUGGCAGUGCGACAUUAUACACUCGACUUUAAUCUUUCUACGGCAGGCUCGUCAUUCUGCGUGUGCACUCCCAUGGGUUAGUCACCAUCGACCUACAGUGUUAUGAAGACGAUAACAUCUCACAGCUUGACAAUCUUUUAAACGCACUGGAAAAGAAACUGAAAGUUCUUCUAAAUGGCAAUAUUGCAAGGAUUAAAAAGCUCCCAGCUCUGGUGCGAGGAGCAAAGGUGGACAGAUACUGGCCCACAGCCGAUGGGAGAUUGGUGGAGUAUGACAUUGACGAGGUGGUGUACGAAGAAGAGUCUGCAUACCAAAACAUAAAGAUAUUGCACUCGAAGCAGUAUGGAAAUAUCCUAGUGCUCGAUGGAGAUAUUAACUUGGCAGAAAGUGACAUUACCUACACCCGAGCCAUCACAGGUAACGGAAAAGAGAAUUAUGCAGGGAAAGAGGUGCUGAUCUUAGGAGGGGGUGAUGGAGGCAUCCUCGCUGAGUUGGUCAAACAGAAGCCAAAGAUGAUUAUUAUGGUGGAGAU